Molecule: messenger RNA, 408 nt
Organism: Adineta ricciae
Lineage: Eukaryota; Metazoa; Rotifera; Eurotatoria; Adinetida; Adinetidae
Source: the annotation of a GenBank genome assembly
AUGCUUAUUCGAUUUUUCAAUCUUAAUCAUCGUUUUCAAUCACUUCUUAAUUCUUCAUUUACACGAUUAAAAGUAGAUGAUAAUCGUCAUCAAAUCAUAUCGAUUCAUUCAUUCAAUGAAAAUACACCUGAAAUCAUUUCAACAAUCCAGUCUCACUUGUCAUCUUUUCAAUCCCUUCAAUCACUUAUUCUUUAUUCUAUUAAAUCAGAUCAUUUAUCAUCACUUAUUCAAGAGUUAACUUAUUUACCUAAUUUCUUUUCCUUAACCAUUGAUUUGUGGAUUGAAAAACAAAAUCAUGUCGAUAUUUAUCAGUCAAUUUUCAAUUUAUCCAAAUUAAAAUAUCUCAAAUAUCGAACAAUGGAUACCAACGAUGUUGAUAUUGAUAUUUUCUUGACCAGAGGCAACUGA